Molecule: messenger RNA, 2077 nt
Organism: Ipomoea nil (Japanese morning glory)
Lineage: Eukaryota; Viridiplantae; Streptophyta; Magnoliopsida; Solanales; Convolvulaceae
Product: cysteine-rich receptor-like protein kinase 10
Exons: 7
Coding region: 30-2033 (667 amino acids)
Biological process (GO): protein phosphorylation
Molecular function (GO): ATP binding; protein kinase activity
Source: RefSeq, a predicted model, not a curated record
GGAUCUUCAAUAAUAAUUCACUAAAUAAAAUGAUGAUGAUUAUGAUUUGGUUUUGCUUGUUGAUGAGACUCAUCGACAUCACCAAAGCUAGAUCUGAUAUUUUUUUUCUGCGAUAUUAUUGCCCAAAUACAACUUCUUACUACACUCCUAACAGCACCUAUAAAGCCAACCUUCAUUCCCUUCUCUCUAAUCUUUAUUCCAAUGCCACCCGAGCCGACAAUAAUGGUUUCCACCACACCACAGCCGCCGCCGGCAACGACACCGUGCACGGCUUGUUCUUGUGCCGGGGCGACGUCUCCACCCACGACUGCGGCCGCUGCGUUGCAGAUGCCGGCAAAACCAUACUGGAGCUUUGCGCCAAUGGAAAGACGGCAAUGGUUUGGUACGAUUACUGCCUGUUGCGUUACUCGGAGAAUUCCAUGUUGGGGAUAUUAGACCAAUCGGUGUGGUUCCCAAUGAAGAACCCGGAUAACAAUACUCGACCAAAUGAGUACAUGCAGAUGGUGGGGAACAUGUUGGAUGAGUUAAUCACUCCGGCAUCCGGUGGUUCCGGCGGCAAGAAAUUUGCUGUUUUGCAAGAUAACUUUAGCGGGUUUGAGAGGGUGUUCGCUCUUGGACAGUGUACCCCGGACCUAUCUAACGUUGACUGUCAGAUAUGCUUCAGAAGUGCUAUUAAUACACUGCCUGGUUGCUGUUAUGGAGCCUUGGGUGCUAGAGCUAUGUACCCAAGCUGUUACGUUAGGUAUGAGCUCUAUGCUUUCUACAAUCUCUCCACCGUAGCACCACCGCCGCCACCGUCUCCUAUCCAUCCUCCUCCUCCUCCUCCACCAACUAUGCUCUCCAAUUCCACUAGCAGCAAAGGGAGUAGAGGAAAAUCUUCUGCAAAAGUGAUUGCAGCCUCUGUAGUGUCAGUCACUGGGAUAUUACUCUUCGUUUUAUGCUUUUGUUUCUUCAAAAUGAAAAGAGCAAAGAAGUCCCAUUCUGAUGUGAAGAAGACUACUUCUGGCAUGACUGAAAUUCCAAUAGACGAAUCAGUACAAUAUGAUUUUGGUACUAUUCAAGCUAUCACAAAUUAUUUCUCUCCGGAUAAUAAGAUUGGUGAAGGUGGAUGUAGUUCUGUUUACAAGGGAAGGUUUCCGGAUGGACAAGAAGUAGCGGUGAAGAGAUUGUCGAGUAGUUCAAGACAAGGAGAUGUUGAAUUCAAGAACGAGGUUGCAUUGGUUGCCAAGCUUUUACAUAGAAAUUUAGUAAAAUUGUUGGGGUUUUGCUUGCAUGGAGAAGAAAAGAUACUGGUCUAUGAAUUUGUUUCCAACAAAAGUCUUAACUACUUUUUGUUUGAUCCAGAGAAGAAGCAUUUAUUGAAUUGGUCCACUCGCUUCAAGAUCAUAGUAGGAAUAGCCCGUGGACUCCUCUAUCUUCAUGAAGAUUCGCCUCUCAAAAUUAUACAUCGAGAUUUGAAAGCAAGCAAUGUGCUCUUGGACGGAGAUAUGAACUCAAAAAUAUCUGACUUUGGCUUGGCAAGAGUUUUUAUGGCAGAUCAAACCCAAGAAAAUACAAAUAGAGUUAUAGGAACAUAUGGCUACAUGUCUCCCGAGUAUGUUAAGCAUGGCUUAUUCUCCGUAAAGUCAGAUGUUUUCAGUUUCGGAGUUAUACUCUUGGAGAUUAUAACCGGAAAGAGAAACAAUUCUUUGUCCAUGAAAUCAACCGGAGCUAAAGAUCUUCUUAGCUAUGCUUGGAAACAUUGGAGGGAGGACAGAGCACUAGAGAUGGUGGAUCAAAGUCUUAGAGGUUUGUAUUCGAGAGAUGAAGUGAUCCAAUGUAUGAAUGUUGGGUUGUUGUGUGUUCAAGAAGAUGUGGAUGAAAGGCCAACAAUGGCGAACGUUGUGUUGAUGCUGAAUAGCUUUUCUGCUACAAGGAGAACACCUUCUAAUCCGCCUGCAUUUUUCAAUGGUGGAAUUGAGAGGAUUUCGGUUGGAGGAACAGUGGAUCAGUCCAUGAAUGAAGUUUCGAUUUCAGAUUUGUAUCCCAGAUAAUAAUUACGCACAAAUAUUCGAUCUUUCAACAUUAAUUUGUAGUA